AGAGUGGGAAGGGGAAAUGAGAGAGAACAGUCCGUGUCGCUAACCUUUUCAAAGAAGCCCUCUAUGCAUAGGCAAUCCACUUCAGCAACGAGCGCUUUUGAAUUAGCAUCUACAUUUGCAUAAUUCGUUUUAAUUAAUACUGGCUUUAAGAGGCAACGGCGCCGAAAUAAAAACACAUCAAGGUUGUAUUUAUGAGCCGGCCUCAUUGCUGUGGCCUCUCCCUAGUCAACCAGACUCACUGUGAUCGACUGUGCUGUACGUGCUGCUGUUAGGCCGCCAGCCAUCUCCUCGGCUCGUUCAGGCAUUGAGCACAGAGGACAUACUUCAUUUACAGCUCGUUCAGAUCAGCACUACUCCAGGAUGGUUGAGACUAAUCUGUCCCUGGAGGAGGACUUCUCCCCCUCUCCCUCCCUCCCCCCGCCCGUCUCUCCCUGCUCCCUGCUCUCCAACUCCAGCUCCUCCUCGCAGUCCUCCCCUCCGUACAACUUCUACGCCGUCCUGCUGGUGCUGCUCAUCUUCUGCGUGGUCUUCGGGAACGUGCUGGUGUGCUUGGCCGUGUCGCGGGAGCGCGCCCUGCAGACCACCACCAACUACCUCAUCGUGUCCCUGGCCGUGUCUGACCUCCUGCUGGCCACGCUGGUCAUGCCCUGGGGCGUUUACCUGGAGGUGAUGGGCGGUUGGAGGUUCAGCCCCAUAUACUGUGACAUCCUGCUGACGCUGGAUGUCAUGAUGUGCUCGGCUAGCAUUCUCAACCUCUGUGCCAUCAGCAUCGACAGGUACACUGCAGUGGCCAUGCCCUUGCUGUAUAACACGAGGUACAGCUCCCGGAGGAGAGUGGCUCUUAUGAUCGCUGUGGUCUGGUUCCUCUCCUUCGCCAUCUCCUGCCCCCUGCUGUUCGGACUCAACAACACAGCCAGUCGAGAGGUGUGGAAGUGCAGUAUCGCGGACCCGGCCUUCGUGGUCUAUUCCUCCGUGGCCUCCUUCUACGUGCCCUUCAUCGUGACCCUGCUGGUGUACGCGCAGAUCUGCGUGGUCCUGCGUCGCCGGGGGCGACGCACAGCCCCGCCCCGCAGACACGCCCUCCACGUGCAGGGAGGGGCGGAGCCUGGCGAGGGCCAGAGGCAGAGGAAGAAUAAGUGCACCCACCCUGAAGACGUGAAGCUCUGUACUCUCAUACUUAAGCCCCCUGAGGCAGCCCCUCACCGCAAGAAAGUGACUCUGGUGAAGGAGGCAGUGGUGCACCCUCUGGAGGCGGAGCCUGUUUGCUUCCUGGCUCAGACGGAGCAGGGUCGGCAGCAGCCCUCCCGAGCCAAAAUCUCUCUGUCCGUGUCCGUCUCUCCUGCUCCCCCCCUCCCUCCUGCCCCCCGCUCCGCCCUGGUGCCCCGGGGGGCAGUGUUUGAGGAGGGGAUGCGGGGGCGCGAGGGUUGGAGGGAGAGGGACAGAGAGAGGGAGGAGAAGGGAGGGAUGGUGAAGGAGAGAGUGAGGGGGAGGCUGUCCCAGCAGAAGGAGAGGAAGGCGACUCAGAUGCUGGCUAUAGUGCUCGGCGUGUUCAUCAUCUGUUGGCUGCCCUUCUUCCUGACCCAUGUGCUGCGUGUCCACUGCAGCAGCUGCUGCAUCUCGCCCACCCUGUACAGCGCCGUCACCUGGCUGGGCUACCUCAACAGCGCCGUCAACCCCGUCAUCUACACCACCUUCAACAUCGAGUUCCGCAAGGCCUUCAUCAAGAUCCUCCACUGCUGAGUUCCUCAAGGCCUUCAUGAAGAUCCUACACUGCUGAGUUCCUCAAGGCCUUAAUCAAGAUCCUCCACUGCUGAGUUCCUCAAGGCCUUAAUCAAGAUCCUCCACUGCUGAGUUCCUCAAGGCCUUCAUCAAGAUCCUCCACUGCUGAGUUAUUCAAGGCCUUCAUCAAGAUGCUCCACUGCUGAGUUCCUCAAUGCCUUCAUCAAGAUCCUCCACUGCUGAGUUCCUCAAGGCCUUCAUCAAGAUGCUCCACUGCUGAGUUCCUCAAUGCCUUCAUCAAGAUCCUCCACUGCUGAGUUCCUCAAGGCCUUCAUCAAGAUCCUCCACUGCUGAGUUCCUCAAGGCCUUCAUGAAGAUCCUACACUGCUGAGUUCCUCAAGGCCUUCAUCAGGAUUCUACACUGCUGAGUUCCUCAAGGCCUUCAUGAAGAUCCUACACUGCUGAGUUCCUCAAGAGCUUCAUCAAGAUCCUCCACUGCUGAGUUCCUCAAGGCCUUCAUCAGGAUCCUCUACUGCUGAGUUCCUCAAGGCCUUCAUCAAGAUCCUCCACUGCUGAGUUCCUCAAGAGCUUCAUCAAGAUCCUCCACUGCUGAGUUCCUCAAGAGCUUCAUCAAGAUCCUCCACUGCUGAGUUCCUCAAGGCCUUCAUCAGGAUCCUCUACUGCUGAGUUCCUCAAGGCCUUCAUCAGGAUCCUCCACUGCUGAGUUCCUCAAGAGCUUCAUCAAGAUCCUCCACUGCUGAGUUCCUCAAGAGCUUCAUCAAGAUCCUCCACUGCUGAGUUCCUCAAGGCCUUCAUCAUGAUCCUCCACUGCUGAGUUCUGCAAAGCCUUUAUCAAGAUCCUACACUAAUGAGGGUUCUGCAUGGCCUUUAUAUACAUUGUUUACAGCUUUAAGUUUACCUUAAGACCUAAAUACACUUCACAGCAGAGAGUUCCUCUAUGCCUUCAUGACGAUCCUUCACAGCCAUAAGUUCCACAAGGCCUUCAUAAAUAUAAUUGACAGCAGAGGGUUCCUCCAUGCCUUUCCAUAAUAUUC
Conger conger (European conger) is the source of this 2774-nucleotide messenger RNA. It is a transcript of the gene drd2l, whose product is annotated as dopamine receptor D2 like. Gene Ontology annotation, biological process: adenylate cyclase-activating adrenergic receptor signaling pathway. The record is from RefSeq and is a predicted model, not a curated record. Lineage: Eukaryota; Metazoa; Chordata; Actinopteri; Anguilliformes; Congridae. Gene Ontology annotation, molecular function: G protein-coupled receptor activity; dopamine neurotransmitter receptor activity, coupled via Gi/Go. Gene Ontology annotation, cellular component: glutamatergic synapse; presynaptic membrane. The transcript is spliced from 9 exons. The coding region runs from base 361 to 1740 and encodes 459 amino acids.